This is a messenger RNA of Linum tenue, 654 nucleotides long. The record is from the annotation of a GenBank genome assembly. Lineage: Eukaryota; Viridiplantae; Streptophyta; Magnoliopsida; Malpighiales; Linaceae.
AUGAGGCAAACCACAACAACCCACAGCUUCCUCCACGACGGCCAUCCGCAAAGCUACAAUAACCACGAAGCCACCACGUUGAAAGUCAACAAGGACUCCCACGCCAUUCUCAAGACCUCCCCGCCCUACUCCUCCUCCGCCUCCUCCCUCGCCGUCGCCGGCUCCGCCAAGCCGCCGCCGCAGCGCCACCCGGUCAUCAUCUACACCCACUCCCCCAAAGUCAUCCACACCCACCCCAAGGAUUUCAUGGCGCUGGUCCAGAAGCUCACCGGCCUCUCCCGCUCCGACCACGACCCGGACCCGGCCCGGUGGGACAACGCGGAGGAGGACACUCGCAAUACCUCCAAUAGUAAUCAUCAUAACAACAACAACAACAACAACGACGACAACGACUCUUCCUCGGUCAUUACGGAGGAGAACGGCCACCAGCAGCUCAAUUCUUCUUCCUCCAAUUGCUUUCUCAACAAUCCUUCUUCGGUUUUCGAGUCUCCGCCGCCGCCGAACCCCUACCACCGCCAGCUGCCGGCCGCCGCCGCCGAUCGAUUAAAUUUAUACCCGCCCUUCUUUGGCUACGCGGAUCCGUUGUUGUUUGGGACGUCGCCCGCUUUCAGGACCUUGGAUGCCAUUAAUGAUCACUUUCCUGAGUUCUCAUAA